Molecule: messenger RNA, 309 nt
Organism: Strongylus vulgaris
Lineage: Eukaryota; Metazoa; Nematoda; Chromadorea; Rhabditida; Strongylidae
Source: the annotation of a GenBank genome assembly
AUGACAGUUGCUGGUCCAGCGCGGCUUGCAGCGCAAAUAGAAGAGAUUGCAGCUGAUAAACGACUGCAGGCUGACAUGGAAAUCCUUCCUUCAAACUACACAUUUGAAAUCCCCAAAACAAUCUGGAAGAUCCGUUCUACCGGUAGUAAGCAAGUAGCACUGCAAUUUCCCGAAGGAUUAAUAAUGUAUUCUUGUCUAAUUGCGGAUAUUCUUGAGAAAUAUACUGAUUGUACUACAGUCAUCAUGGGUGAUGUCACUUAUGGGGCCUGUUGUGUGGACGACUAUACUGCAAAAUCUUUAGGUCAGUAG